This is a messenger RNA of Aureobasidium namibiae CBS 147.97, 1605 nucleotides long. Its product is annotated as general substrate transporter. Gene Ontology annotation, cellular component: membrane. The transcript is spliced from 8 exons. Lineage: Eukaryota; Fungi; Ascomycota; Dothideomycetes; Dothideales; Saccotheciaceae. Gene Ontology annotation, biological process: carbohydrate transport; transmembrane transport. Gene Ontology annotation, molecular function: carbohydrate:proton symporter activity. The record is from RefSeq and is a predicted model, not a curated record. The coding region runs from base 1 to 1605 and encodes 534 amino acids.
AUGCCUCGUUUUCCCAAGCCACAGAAACUGGCCGUGCCAGUCAAGCCUCCAAAGGGACACUUCUUCUUUGCUGGACAUACUAUUGCACGUGUCAAAUGGUGGACUUCAGGUCCUAUGAGAAAGCUUUACUUCCUGUUGGUGGUCAUGAUUAUGACUAAUACGGCCAACGGAUUCGAUGGAAGCAUGAUGAACGGUCUCCAGGGACUGACAUACUGGCAAGAAUACUUCAACCACCCAAAGGGGUCGAUUUUGGGACUUUUCAACGCCUCUAUGAGUCUUGGCUCCCUUAUUGGACUCUUCUUUGUGCCUUACAUCAUCGAUAUGUUUGGCCGUCGAUCCGGUGUCUUGGUUGGAUCAUGCAUAAUGAUCCUUGGUGUUGGUCUACAGACGGGAGCGGCCAAUUUCGGCAUGUUCGUGGCCGCCAGACUCCUUAUCGGGUUUGGAGACUGCAUUGUGCUUGGAUCUGCUCCUCUUCUCAUCACAGAGCUUGCUCCUCCUCAAGAUCGAGCUGUCCUGGUUACUCUGUCAGGUGCCUCAUACCAUUCUGGGGCCUUUAUCGCCUCUUGGGUAACAUUUGCCACACUGAAGAUCCCUUCCAACUGGUCAUGGCGCCUACCAUCUCUGCUCCAAUGCACCUUCUCGAUCAUCAUCUCUAUCGCCAUCUUCUUUACCCCAGAGAGUCCUCGUUGGUUGAUCAGCCAAGACCGCUCCGAGGAAGCACUCGAUAUCAUUGCCAAGUACCACUCCUUGACUGGCGACCGUGACGACAAACUUGUCCAACUGGAGUACAAUGAGAUCGUUGCUGCUCUCAAGAUGGACCAAGAAGCGAAUCGUACUGGCUGGCUCGACUUGUUCAAGACUCCGGGAAACCGAAAGAGAAUGGGUAUUAUCACUGCCAUCGGUUUCUUCUCUCAGUGGUCUGGAAACGGUAUCAUCUCUUACUACUUGACCACCAUCAUGAAGGAGAUUGGUAUCACCAACUCUAGCACUCAACUCGGCAUCAACGGAGGAAUGAAGUCAUUCUCACUGGUAACAAACAUGGGUAUGUCCUUCUUCGCCGACAAGAUGGGACGUCGCCCUAUGUACCUCAUCUCGACUAUUGGUACAUUCGUAGUCUUCAACAUUGCUACCAUUCUCGCUGCUCGCUAUGCUGCGACCCCUCACAGCAGUAUUGGUGCCGCUUUCGUUGCCAUGCUGUUCGUCUAUGGAUUCUUCUACGACUUCAAGAACGGUCUAAUGGCGACCUACACAACUGAAAUCAUGCCCUACGGUCUUCGAGCCAAAGGCUUCACAUGGCUCAACUUCUGUGUGACACUUUCGCUCUUCUUCAACCAAUACAUCAACGCCAUUGCCCUCGAAGCCCUCAAGUGGAAAUACUACAUCUGCUACUGUGUAUUCCUUGCCUUCGAAGUUGGCGUCAUCUACUUCUUCCUGGUCGAAACCAGGUAUACUCCACUUGAAGAGAUAGCCAAAUUCUUCGACGGUGAAGAUAGGACUCUGGAUGUCGCUGCUGUUGCGAAUGAGCAGAGCAAGGUCGAUGAUGAGGGGGUGAUGGGAGAGAAGGGUGUGCAAGUUUCGAGAGUGGAAAUUGUGGAGAAGGUCUGA